AUGCUAUUUUACGUAUUCCUUCUAUGGGCAGUGUCGGCUCUACCGACUUUCAUCAACAAUGCUACUUUGAUUCCGCUAGAGGAUGAAAAUGGGACACCCAAUUAUAUCAAGAUUGAAAAUGUGAAUACCACUUCACUGCCCACCAGUAUAGAAGGCUUUUCAGCAGCGGUUGUAAAGCAUAAUAGGGAGACACCUCCUCGUGUGAAACACUGGACCAUCUCGGAUUGCGAAUCAUUUAGCAAACAGCAAAUGGCAGCAGUUAUCAGAUACUAUCCUUAUGUUGAGGUGGUUUGCGAGAAGCAAAACUCUCUUUUGUAUCCUGCUGUUCUUGAUGACAGUCCUACAGGUCCUAAGCAACCCGAUGCUACAGACUGGUACCUGACCAAGCUCACUUCAUAUCGAUUCAAGGAAUUUAAAAUUGAGGUCGAAGCCGAGGAAACAUCUUUGAAAAUGCCCUUGGCUCAAUGCAUAGCCUUCAGUCAUGAGGAGGCCCCUGCUACUACGGAAGUUCGUCUCACCAUCGCGGGCUCACCAAAAGUCACUCCAGGAGUUGGUGGGGGGAUGCCCAUUCCGUAUUUUGGAAUCAAUUCCGGCUUUUCUGCUGGCCUUGGAAUUACCGCUUCGAUCUACGUCAAUCACGCCUGCAACGGAAAAACGGCGCCUGUUAGGCCGUUCAUUUCUCUCACGACUAUCAAGCUGAGAAUUUGCAGCCGCCAGUGGAAAGUCAACCUUCAUAGAUACAACUUUAUCAAAAAGCUGGAAUGGGAAGAAGGCGAGUUUACCUUAUUGGGCAGGACAGCGCCCCUCUUGUCCUGUGUUAGUGAACUUUACGAACCAGGAGUUUGUGGCUGGACUGACUUUCCCAUGGACGAUGCACCGCAAUUAUUGCCGGAAACUGAUGAAGUGUACGAAAUUGACUAG
Molecule: messenger RNA, 921 nt
Organism: Candidozyma pseudohaemuli
Lineage: Eukaryota; Fungi; Ascomycota; Pichiomycetes; Serinales; Metschnikowiaceae
Exons: 1
Coding region: 1-921 (306 amino acids)
Source: RefSeq, a predicted model, not a curated record